Molecule: messenger RNA, 276 nt
Organism: Racocetra fulgida
Lineage: Eukaryota; Fungi; Glomeromycota; Glomeromycetes; Diversisporales; Gigasporaceae
Source: the annotation of a GenBank genome assembly
AUGCCACAAGUCCAAAAGAUUGAUUUUUUUAACAAAAAACAAAUACAAAGUUCAGAAUGUCAAACUGUUUUUGAAACUAUCACCAAAAAUUCAGAUGCAGUUAUCGAAUUGAAUGGUUCAUCUGAUGAAGGCGAAGACGAAGCAGAAGAGAAUGAAGUAAGUGAAAGUAGUGAUGGAUGUAAAAAUUAUGAAAAUGAAGAAAAGAAAGCUAAUGAAGAAAGUGCAAGUAGCGAUGGAUGUGAAAAUUAUGAAAACGAUGAUAAUGAUGGGAAGUAA